AUGCUGCCUCCUGGGCGCAAUGGCACAGUGCACCGGGCGCGGCUGGGGUUGCAGAGACAACUGGCGCAGGUGGACGCUCCCGGGGGUUCAGCAGUCCCGCUGGGACCCGCGCAGGUGGUUACUGCUGGCCUCUUAACUCUCCUAAUCGUCUGGACUUUGUUUGGCAACGUACUAGUGUGUGCUGCCAUCGUCCGCAGCCGCCACUUGCGCGCCAAAAUGACCAACAUCUUCAUUGUAUCCCUGGCCGUCUCAGACCUCUUCGUGGCAUUGCUGGUCAUGCCCUGGAAGGCUGUGGCUGAGGUGGCUGGGUACUGGCCCUUUGGGGCGUUCUGCAAUGUCUGGGUGGCCUUUGACAUCAUGUGCUCCACUGCCUCCAUCCUGAAUCUGUGUAUCAUCAGUGUGGACCGUUACUGGGCUAUUUCCAGACCCUUCCGCUACGAGCGCAAGAUGACCCAGCGUGUAGCCCUGAUCAUGGUAGCCCUGGCCUGGACCUUGUCCAUCCUCAUCUCCUUCAUCCCGGUCCAACUCAAUUGGCACAGAGACAAGGCAGGCUCCCAGGGCCGAGAGGGCCUGCUGUCCAAUGAGACACCCUGGGAGGAAGGCUGGGAGCUAGAAGGGAGAACGGAGAAUUGUGACUCCAGCCUGAACCGAACCUACGCCAUCUCCUCAUCGCUCAUCAGCUUCUACAUCCCAGUCGCCAUCAUGAUCGUGACCUACACACGCAUCUACCGCAUUGCACAGGUGCAGAUCCGCCGGAUCUCCUCCCUAGAGAGGGCAGCUGAGCAUGCUCAGAGUUGCCGGAGCCGUGGGGCCUGCGAACCUGAGCCCAGCCUGCGAGCAUCCAUCAAGAAGGAGACCAAGGUCUUCAAAACCCUGUCAGUAAUAAUGGGGGUCUUUGUGUGCUGCUGGUUGCCUUUCUUCAUCCUGAACUGUAUGGUUCCUUUCUGCAGCAGUGGAGAUUCCCAGGGCCCGAGGACUGGCUUCCCGUGUGUCAGUGAGACCACCUUCGACAUAUUUGUCUGGUUUGGUUGGGCUAAUUCCUCUCUCAACCCCAUCAUCUAUGCCUUUAAUGCAGAUUUCCGGAAGGUGUUUGCCCAGCUGCUGGGAUGCAGCCACCUCUGCUUCCGGACCCCAGUGCAGACGGUAAACGUCAGUAAUGAACUCAUCUCCUACAACCAAGACACGGUCUUCCACAAGGAGAUCGCUGCUGCCUAUGUCCACAUGAUCCCAAAUGUGGUGUCUUCCGGAGACCCGGAGGUGGGAGAGGAGGAGGAGGCAGAGGAGGAGGAGGGGCCUUUCGAUCACAUGUCUCAAAUUUCUCCAACGUCCCCAGAUGGUGACCUGGCUGCUGAGUCUGUCUGGGAGCUUGACUGUGAGGAGGAGGUUUCCUUAGGCAAAAUCUCACCUCUCACCCCCAGUUGUUUCCAUAAAACUGCUUAG
This is a messenger RNA of Apodemus sylvaticus (European woodmouse), 1440 nucleotides long. RefSeq names its product dopamine receptor D5 (gene Drd5). The transcript has a single exon. The coding region runs from base 1 to 1440 and encodes 479 amino acids. The record is from RefSeq and is a predicted model, not a curated record. NCBI's taxonomy places the organism in Eukaryota, Metazoa, Chordata, Mammalia, Rodentia, Muridae. Gene Ontology annotation, molecular function: G protein-coupled receptor activity; dopamine neurotransmitter receptor activity. Gene Ontology annotation, cellular component: plasma membrane. Gene Ontology annotation, biological process: adenylate cyclase-activating adrenergic receptor signaling pathway.